Messenger RNA from Dendronephthya gigantea, 428 nucleotides. Its product is annotated as 60S ribosomal protein L34-like. Gene Ontology annotation, molecular function: structural constituent of ribosome. Gene Ontology annotation, biological process: translation. The record is from RefSeq and is a predicted model, not a curated record. The transcript has 6 exons. The coding region runs from base 40 to 390 and encodes 116 amino acids. Lineage: Eukaryota; Metazoa; Cnidaria; Anthozoa; Malacalcyonacea; Nephtheidae. Gene Ontology annotation, cellular component: ribosome.
UUGAAGCUCGUUCUUUUCCGCCAUAUUGGCAACUGCAAGAUGGCCCAACGACUUACUUUGAGGCGACGUUUGUCUUACAACACAAAAUCCAACAGCAGACGAAUCUCAAAAACACCAGGAGGUAAACUUGUAUACCUUUACACGAAAAAGAGAGGUAGUGUGCCAAAAUGUGGUGACUGUAAAAAGAAACUGCAAGGGUUGCCGGCAGUUCGUCCUAGGAAACUUAAACAACUAUCCAAGCCUAAAAAGACGGUUUCAAGAGCCUACGGAGGUUCCAGAUGUGCCCAGUGUGUGAGGGAAAGAAUUGUACGGGCAUUUUUAAUUGAAGAACAGAAGAUUGUUGUUCGCGUAUUAAAGGCGCAAAGUGGAAACAAGGGAAAAGGCCAAUGAAUUGUUUAAAAUAAAAAUACAUAUUCUUUAUGUACAAA